AUGCAGCUCCUGAUUAUCUUCGCCUCAGUGAUCGGGGCGGUCGUCUCCGAGGGUUAUGGCAGCGGCGGAGGAGGCUUCGGCGGCGGUGGCGGCGGCGGCGGUGGCGGCGGCGGCGGCGGCGGCGGUGGCGGAGGAGGAGGAGGAUACGGCAGUGGAGGAGGAGGCGGUGGAGGCUUUGGCGGUGGCUUUGGAGGAGGCUUUGGAGGAGGCGUCUCUUCUGGAGGAGGAGGAGGAGGAGGUUAUGGGGGUGGUAAUGGAGGAGGGUCUUGUGGUGCUGGCCAAGUGCGUCACGUUGACGGUAGCUGCGUCACGCCCCUGGUGACCCGCAACCUGUACGUCUACCGCGCCCCUGAUGUAGAACCCAUCGAGGGAACCGCUCCCCAGUGCCCCCCGCCCCGCGUAAACCACAACAUCAUCUUCAUCCACACUCCUGGGGAUCUCGCUGACCAGCAGCCCGUCGUGGUGCCUCCCCCUCAGCAGAAGAACGUGGUGUACUUGCUGAGCAAGAGGCCUCAGCAGGACCAGCAGGUGAUCCACGUGCCGGCACCCGAGCAGCAGGCGCCAGAGAUCUUCUUCGUCAAUUACGCCGAUGGAGAGAACCCGUCCCUGCCCACCGGAGGCGACCUGCAGUCCGCCCUCAGCACGGCGUCGCAGGGCAGCGCUGGAGGCGUCAUCGGCGGCGGCGGCGGCAGCGGUACUGGCAUCGGUGGCGGUUACGGUGGCGGCAGCAGUGGUGGUGGUCAUGGCAAUGGCGGCAACGGCGGCGUCGGUAGUGGCGGCUACGGCGGUGGCUUCGGAGGUGGCAAUGGUGGUGGCUUCGGAGGUGGCUUCGGCGGUGGUAAUGGCGAUGGCGGCUACGGCAGCGGAGGCGGGCAGCGGCGGUGGCUUUGGAGGUGGCAAUGGUGGUGGCUUCGGAGGUGGUUUCGGCGGUGGUAACGGCGAUGGCGGCUACGGCAGCGGAGGCGGCAGUGGCGGUGGCUUUGGAGGUGGCAGUGGUGAUGGCUUCGGAGGUGGCAGCAGCGAUGGCGGCUACGGCAGCGGCGGUGGCUUCGGAGGGUGGCAGUGGUGGUGGCUUCGGAGGGUGGCAGCAGCGAUGGCGGCUACGGCAGCGGCGGUGGCUUCGGAGGUGGUAGUGGUGGUGGCUUCGGAGGUGGCAGUGGUGGUGGCUUCGGAGGUGGCUUCGGCGGUGGUAGCGGCGAUGGCGGCUACGGCAGCGGAGGCGGCAGCGGCGGUGGCUUCGGAGGUGGCAGUGGUGGUGGCUUUGGCGGUGGCAGUGGCGGGUGGCUUCGGUGGUGGCAGCAGCGAGUACACUGCCCCAGCGCCCACUCCUCCUUCAAGCGUCUAUUUCCACCCCUGAUGUGCUCCAGCCAGCCUUGGGGGCGACUCCUCCGGCGGCAGAUUCCCUUUUCUUCCUUCUCAGGUCUUUAACUUGUUGAUUCUUGCGUGACUCGUGUUGACUGCGACCCGAUCCGAUGACGGGAAAAUAAAUGUGACA
Scylla paramamosain (green mud crab) is the source of this 1495-nucleotide messenger RNA. RefSeq lists its product as uncharacterized. NCBI's taxonomy places the organism in Eukaryota, Metazoa, Arthropoda, Malacostraca, Decapoda, Portunidae. The record is from RefSeq and is a predicted model, not a curated record.